GGACCCUUCAAUCAGCGCCUGGUAAAUGUGCUUAUCCGGCCUAGAGAAGGGCGACUUAUUUGGCAGUCGGGCGGAUCUCGCAUUGCAACCGAUGCUAUCUCCCGCAAGUCUCCGUUCACAUUUAGUCCUGAGCAGCUAACGCUUCGAGCACACCAGUCCGGCGCAGUGUCAAUAACAUUCGACCCAAGACAUACUUUGGACUUCAUGAACGGUCAGAACAAAGCCAAACUACACGCAUGUGCCUCUGGCUAUUUACAUCUUGACAACUGCGACGAGUCUGGAGUGAAGAGAAAUCAAGCACUCAUGGCAGAUCAUCUGAGGGUGGAUUUAAGUGCUGGAGUGGAAAGACCAAGCAUAUGUCUUGUAUUAGAUGACUCGAUUUCGAAGUCUAACUCUCUUUCCGAAAUGCAAACCAGAUGCCUCCAUUUCACUGCUACGCUGGGAGAUCUACUCCCAUCGAAUUCGCCCCAACAACCUAUUCAGCCUUUUACCUCUAAAGCUGACCGACGCGCAGUUGAACAACUACCACCUUUCGCAUUGCUGAGUGAAACAACGGUUCAGAGAUCUGUUGGCAUCCGCUGCGCGAACAGCACUCCUGUACAAGUCCGGAUGACGAUUUGUGAAGACACACAUUUUGGAUUUGUGGAUUAUAAUGGUUCUCUUACGGAAGCCAAGUCUGGUGGAGUUUUAGUGAAAACAAAGGAACUGGUCGUGAAUCCAUCCCACACAGAGCAGAUUGUGGUGCAAUUCCGACUCACCUCAUCAUCCAUCACAUCAGCUGGAAGAAUACGACAAUCGAAGACGCCAAGGAGUGUCACACCUGCUGAAGUAUACUCGGAACAAAGCGGGCAGUUGGAUUUAGUUGCUUUUUCGCCGAACUCAGAUUGUCUCAAUCCGCUGUUCGUAAAUACCUACAAACUGCAGUUGCGAGUAAAAGUUUUUGGACCAAGUCUGAGAAUUCUCACCCAAGGCCAGUUGGAUUUUGGGACUGUGUAUAUUAAUGUUUCACGCACAAUGGAGAUACGAAUCAUCAACGAAGGUGAAAGCCGAUCACUCUGGAUAGCACGUAUCGAAGAUGUGUCUGAGACAGGUGUUCAAAUUGACGCUAUGGACGUACCGAGCAAGACCCCACGAGCGAAAUCCGGUUCCUUUGAUAGUAACCCAUUCAGGCUCCCAAUCAACCGCGGAUUUCUAGAGAAAUGCUCCAACAACGAGUCUAAACACAUCGCCGCAAUACCCAUCGGUUUCUGUCCACCGUAA
Dicrocoelium dendriticum is the source of this 1260-nucleotide messenger RNA. The record is from the annotation of a GenBank genome assembly. Lineage: Eukaryota; Metazoa; Platyhelminthes; Trematoda; Plagiorchiida; Dicrocoeliidae.